AUGGCAAGCGAAACGCAAGUGAUGGAAGGAGAGGAGCCGGUCAGUCCAUUUGCACAGCUGUUCAGCUUGCCGGGUCUCGACGUCUUCAACAUUGUAACCAUUGGAUCCAAAACCGGAACCGAUCCAUCCACCAUUGUUGAAGGCUUAAAGAACACGUUGAUCAAACAUCCACGUUUCUCUAGCAUAUUGGUAACGGGUCACGGUGAGCAGAAAGGAAAGGCUAAAUGGAUUCCGACGCAAGUUAAAGUGGAAGAUCAUGUCAUUGUUCCGGAUAUAGAUCCAGAAAUUGAAAAUCCUGAUGAAUUUCUAGAGGAUUAUACAACAAACAUAGCUCUUUCUCCAAUGGACAUGUCCAAACCUUUAUGGGAGUUUCAUCUUUUGCUAUUUAAAACAUCACAUGCUGAAUCUAUUGCUGUGGCUAGGUUCCAUCACUCUUUGGGAGAUGGGAUGUCUCUUAUGUCUCUUUUACUCGCUUGUACUCGGAAAGUAUGUGAUCCUGAGGCAUUGCCUACUUUUGUGGCUCCAAAGCAAAGCAAAGAGAAGAAUGUGUGUUGGUCGUUGGUUGCUUGGUUAUGGUUCAUAGUUAGACUGAUGUUCCACACUUGUGUUGAAGUUAUCAGAUCUGUGAUUUUUAUGUGUUUUGCAAGGGACAUCAAAACUCAUCUUAUGGAUAAACCUGGAGGUACACUAACCACUAAUAAGUUUAUUCAUCGAAUAAUUAGUUUGGAUGAUGUCAAAAUGGUAAAGAACGCCAUGAAUACGACUGUGAAUGAUGUUCUUUUUGGGAUGGCACAAGCUGGUCUUUCACGAUAUUUGAAUGAAAGAUAUGGUAACUCAUUUACUCCUGUUUAA
Messenger RNA from Microthlaspi erraticum, 852 nucleotides. The record is from the annotation of a GenBank genome assembly. Lineage: Eukaryota; Viridiplantae; Streptophyta; Magnoliopsida; Brassicales; Brassicaceae.